CUGUGACAUCAGCUGCACCUGAUUCAGCUAUAAAGGACAAGUUUGAGGAUCCGUUACACACCUGUUAAACAUAGCCGGCUUGGAGGUAUAAAAGGACCGCCUACCUAUUAGAAGAAGGAUAUUAUAUACUCCCUAACCUGGGCAGUCAUCCAGGCAAAGAUAUUCUGUUCAGAGAGCCAAUAGGUACUGUGGAGUGGACAAGAAAUAAGAGAAAGACAGUGAAUUUUAAAGAAGAAAGUAGAGGCAGCUCACACCAAAGGAAGAAAGGGAUUCUUCUCUCUAAAGGAAACAUUGCUUAGAAAAGAGGAACUUCCAAAGAAGGGUGCUGUUCGAAGUCCUCUGAUACCACCAAAGAAUUAUACUACUUAUUUUACAACUCAUAAACCACAUUUAGUUGCCAACAUGUCUAUGGGACUUGAGAUCCUGGGUGUAGCCCUGUCCAUUAUCGGAUGGCUGGGUGCCAUUGUUUGCUGCGCUCUUCCAAUGUGGAGAGUAACUGCGUUUAUCGGUAACAACAUUGUGGUGGCUCAGAUCAUCUGGGAAGGUCUAUGGAUGAACUGUGUGGUGCAGAGCACGGGGCAGAUGCAGUGCAAAGUAUAUGACUCCCUGCUUGCUCUUGCUCAGGAUCUACAGGCAGCGCGUGCUCUCAUUGUCAUCUCGAUUGUCAUAGCUGUGCUUGGAGUCCUCAUCUCCAUUAUCGGAGCCAAGUGCACCAACUGUGUCCAGGAUGAGGCAACGAAGGCGAAGAUCAUGAUUGUGUCUGGGGUUAUUUUCAUCCUUGCCGGGCUGAUGACCCUCAUCCCUGUGUCUUGGUCUGCUAAUACCGUCAUUCGUGACUUCUACAACCCAUUGGUGGUGGACUCUAUGAAGAGAGAGCUUGGAGCCUCCAUGUAUAUAGGUUGGGCAGCCUCGGCUCUCCUCAUGCUUGGAGGUGCCAUGUUAUGCUGUUCUUGCCCACCCAAACAAGAGAAAUACCCUGCAUCACGAGUGGCAUAUUCUGCUGCCCGCUCUACGAAUCCUGGCUACGACCGAAAAGACUAUGUUUAAAAGAAAGUGGACUUUCUUUACUAAAUAACUUUACAACUCUUACAUAAAACACGGACAGGAGGAGACUUGCGGCAUAAUCAUGAAAACCGAAAACAUCACCUCCUAACACUUACAAAUAAUCCUCGUGAUAUUGUAAAUGAUUAUACGUGUUAUAUAUAUAUGUACGUAUAAUAUGUAUUUUAGUCAGCAUUGCCCUUUUUUAAUGGCACCGUUUGUUUGUGUGUAUGUGAAUAUAUAGGAAAUUAGAUGGCGAUUUUCCAGUGUCGUGGCAAUGGUAAAAUAUGUUUGAACUGGGAGGGACAAAUGUUGGCAUAGAUGAGGUGGCUUAAACAGUGUAACCCUUUUUAUGCUGGGAAGGAAGCAAGCCUUUCUUACUGUACAUAGAAAUGUAUGCUAUACCUGUGAUAAAGCACAAAGGUUAAUCUAAGAGGAUACUUUCAUGUUUGUUAUUGGAAGGCUUCAGCAAAAGGUUUUCCUCUCCCAGAGCUAAAGGGUAAAGGUUAGAUCACGAAAAUAUCUCAUAUACAAGGGAGAAAGUGUAUACAGCGUUGUUAUAUAUUGCAUUGUUAAAUAUUUCUCGAACUAGGUGGGAGAAUCUUCUUGUACAGUAAUAGCGUACUGUGACACUGCAGAUAUUUCUGAACUAUAAUUCUUAUGAUGCUCAGCAAACCCUUAGUUCAUUAACCCCUGCAGUGCCAGGGUUGACCUUAAAAGCUGUAAAAUAUUAAAAAAAAAAGUGCACUAUAUUUUUAUCAAAGCAAAAAUAUAAUAUGAAAAUCCACUUUCGUUUUUAUUAAUGGGAAAAUGUAUAUUAAAAGGAGAGAGAAAAAAAUAGAAUUUCAACAUACUCAACCAUACGAGGUAACGUGAUGUUUAAUAGGUUUUUAAUAUGGAACGUUGAAUCCUCAGAGACCUACUGCUUUGAACAAUAUGUUCCUAUGGUUUAGUUCCACCUAUCAGGCCUAACAAAUAACUACAGUGAUGAAAUGACUAACAAAGGAUGUGUACAUGAAAAUAAUUCCCCUUUCACUAGGGACGGUUAUUUAAAAUGCAUUAGGCAGGACAGCGAUGUUGUUGAUACAUUAUAUAGUGCAAGGUGAGAUCUGCCUAUCUGCUUGUGCUAUACUUUUUUUUUUUUAAUAAGAAUAUUGCAUUCUGUUACAUGCAGGAAAUUAAUGAGAAUAUACAGUUGUUUGUCAGACUUUUAAAAAUGUAAUUUACUUAACGAUAACAGGAUGCGUUAUUUUUAUUGGUAAAAGGAAGGUACAAUACUGUUUUUUAUAUAUAUAUAUACUUAAUGAGUUUUGUCUUUUUGUCUCCGACCUUCAUGCCAGUCUGGAAUGUGACCAGUUAGAUUUUGUUUCCUAUCCAUUGGUGUGUGUCUGUCUGGCUUUUGAACGCAGACUUUGUGUUCUCACUGUCCUUCUAAUUUUGACCCCUGCCCCCCUCCUCUCACUUUUCCUAUAUUUGUACACUCUUCCCCCCCACCCACAAUACUUCUUUGUAAUCUCAAUGGUUUGAAAGUUAUUUAGAGGCUGAACGUGGUGUGUUAACGGUUUUACUGUUAAUAUGUAACAGGCUUCACAAUUCUCUCCUUUUUUUAAAUGAGCUUGUGAAACACUUCUGCUCAGCCUGGCUAGAACAAAACAACUGGAUCCUAGCUCAGUAAAGUUUAAUGCCUUUAACCCAGUCACUGCUAGAAUAACCUACAGGUAGCCAAGGUCAAUUAAGGGCUUAGGUGGGGGAGGGGAAUAUGCUUAUUAACCCCUUCAUGACAGACGAUGUGCCAGGACUGUUAAUGGAAUUGCCAAUUCCCAGAAGAAGAACUGAGCACUGCAAGACUAAUAUAUAUAUAUAUUUUAUACAUCUUUAAAAAAAAAUGGAAAAAAAUUAUAGGCCGUAAUAGUGAAUGACAGACCAAUGAGCUACACUAGUUUUGAGAAAAAAUACAUAAUAGGCCAUUUGUUCCCUGGAGUACAAGGAACAGACGUUUGUUGUCAGAAAAUUCCAUUAAAGAUUUAAAAUAGGAGCUGAUGAAAUUGCAUUAUUUUGAAAGGGAUUUCUGUUACUAUUCAGCUUUCUUUAUUCCAUAGAUCUCACGUUAAACCCCAAUUACUGCUUUCGGCCAUAUUUGCCAUUUGCCAUCAUCAUAAGAGAUCAAAAAGUCAUUUUCUCUAUGUAUCCUAUCUGCAUUUUUUCGUGAACAUAACUGAAAAUAAUUAAGUGGUUUCUAAUUUAAAGACAUUGCAUUAUUUUAAUUCAUUUUAUUACAGGAACUUUGUGGACCACAUGAUUCUUUAUCGUCUAGAUUAUCAUCUUGGUAAUUUGGGACGGAUUGUGACUUGUAAAACAAGGAUGUGAGAUUUAGUCAUAAUGCCAAGAAUUUUAGUAAAUUGGCAAGGGGAACGCAAAUUUCAGUCUCAACUAGUCGAACUGGAAAAAUAACCAGAGAUUAAUUUUAAUUCAGAAAUUGUAGCCUAUAAUCCCUUCAUGAACCUACUGCAAUUUCCUGUUUAGAAGAUGAAUACACACCUGACUGUCCAGGUGUUUUGCUUUUGUUUUAUAUAUUUUACUUGUUUCAGGAUUUUUGUUAUUUGUGCAUUUUUUAAUAUGAUAAAAUAAAUAAGAUUUUUAAUGGAAAAAUCUGGUUUACUUGUGAUGUUACUCUAUUUUAAUCCACAAGGGAUGUAAGUAUAAUGCUUUUGCAGACACAUUUAUCUUGAAACAGAGGAUAAUCUAUGUUUGAAAGGAGGCAUUCGCCACGGAGGGGUAUUCGACGAACACAUUUUUGCGUGCUGAUAUAAUCAAGAAUGGAGAAUAAUUUUUAUGUAUUCCCAUGCAUUCAAAAACAGCCUAGUCAUACAUCAUAUUACCUUAUUCUAAAAAUCUAAUUACGUACUCUGCUUUAUAAAUCAUGUCCAGCCAUUACUCAAAAUUCCAGGCUGGGAACGUAAACAUUUUGCCUAAAUAGCCGAAGACGAGUAAAAAAUCAUUGUACCCCUGGUCAAUUUCACAUCAUUCAUGGUUUAAUGAAAAACUCUUUAAGACAUACAAUUCUGGAUUAAUAGAAAUGGUUUAAGAAAUGUACAUAUUGUAUGAAUUUAUGGGAUAAGGAUGGCUAUGAGCAUAUUUAUUUUUUUAUAAGACUACGCAGAAUUGCCACAAAAUUUAAUCAGUCAGUUUAUAAAAAGACAAGUCCAGGAUAUAUUGGAUAAAAUAUAGAUUGGACACGAUGACAUUGUUUUGUUUUUUAUAAGCUUCACUGCUACAAACACUGAUGUGGGCUAAAAUUAGGUUUUACCUAGUAGGGUCAUGUAAGUUGUAACAAUAUCUAAAUGUUUUAAAAUUCCAUGGCGUAAUGACAUUUGUGUGAUUGUGAAUCCUAACUGGGAAAAUACAUUUUUUUUAAUAAAGAAAAUUUUAAAGUCAA
This is a messenger RNA of Pelobates cultripes (western spadefoot toad), 4477 nucleotides long. The record is from the annotation of a GenBank genome assembly. NCBI's taxonomy places the organism in Eukaryota, Metazoa, Chordata, Amphibia, Anura, Pelobatidae.